This is a messenger RNA of Nerophis ophidion (straightnose pipefish), 5500 nucleotides long. It is a transcript of the gene pitpnc1a, whose product is annotated as phosphatidylinositol transfer protein cytoplasmic 1a. Gene Ontology annotation, biological process: phospholipid transport. The transcript has 10 exons. The record is from RefSeq and is a predicted model, not a curated record. Bases 260 to 1255 code for a protein of 331 amino acids. Gene Ontology annotation, molecular function: phosphatidylinositol transfer activity; phosphatidylinositol binding. NCBI's taxonomy places the organism in Eukaryota, Metazoa, Chordata, Actinopteri, Syngnathiformes, Syngnathidae. Gene Ontology annotation, cellular component: cytoplasm.
UCCUUGCAAAGGCGCUGAGUGGACAGGAGUUGUGGACCAAGGAGGCAACAAAGCUCGAUUCGACGACAUUUCCUUUCCGUCCGGCUCUUUUUGGUGAAACUUCCCGCACAUUUUCCGUGGAGCAAAGUGGUGAUUAGACUGACUGAAAGGCACCAUCAGUGAACUUUACAGCAGCAUCUCAGUGGGCAGGUGCAAAUAGAUGCUGCCUGCAGGAAAGGAUUUUGUGCACAUCUAAAAAGCGUCUUGUGGCUUUAAGACAAUGUUGAUGAAGGAGUACCGCAUCUGCAUGCCUCUCACCGUGGAGGAGUACCGGAUCGGCCAGCUGUACAUGAUCAGCAAGCACAGCCAUGAGCAGAGCGAGCGUGGGGAGGGGGUGGAAGUUGUGCAGAAUGAGCCCUAUGAAGACCCUGAGCACGGUGUGGGACAGUUCACUGAGAAACGGAUCUACCUGAACAACAAGUUGCCAAGCUGGGCGAGAGCGGUGGUGCCGAAGAUUUUCUAUGUGACGGAGAAGGCUUGGAACUAUUACCCGUACACCAUUACAGAGUACACGUGCUCUUUCCUGCCCAAGUUCUCCAUCCAUAUAGAGAGCAAGUACGAGGACAACAAAGGGAGCAAUGAUAAUAUAUUUGGCAGCGAGCCUAAAGACGAGGAAACGGAGGUGUGUUUUGUUGACAUCGCCUACGACGAGGUUCCUGAACGCCACUACAAGGAGUCGGAGGACUUGCGCUACUUUAAGUCGAGGAAGACCAAUCGAGGCCUCCUGGAGGAAGGAUGGAUCAACACCCAAGACCCCAUCAUGUGCUCCUACAAGCUGGUCAGCGUCAAGUUUGAAGUGUGGGGCCUGCAGACACGAGUGGAACAGUUUGUACACAAGGUAAUCCGUGAUGUCCUUCUGCUGGGACACAAGCAGGCAUUUGCCUGGGUGGAUGAGUGGGUAGACAUGACAAUGGAGGAGGUCCGAGAGUACGAGCGUGCCACUCAAGAAGCCACAAACCUCAAGAUCGGCACCUUCCCUCCAGCCAUCGCCAUUACAGACACCCCACUGUCGUCCAGCGCCCGCAGCGGCCCAAACAGCGCCCCGUCCACCCCUCUCUCCACCGAAGCCCCCGAGUUCCUGUCGGUGCCGAAGGACCGUCCCAGGAAGAAGUCUGCCCCAGAGACCUUGACCCUGCCGGAUCUGCAGGGCCGCCGGGAUUCCAUUUUCAAACUUCCCAGCUUCUUCUCAUGGAACGCCAGUCCUCAGCCCGAAUGAGAGCGCGCGGGACGCCGUCCCAAAUGUGUAAACGCACUCUCCUCUUAAUAAAGCGGAAGACGCCUGCCUGCCUGCCUGCCCAGAACAUCCUAUAAUGCCCCAUCAGCCAGCCCGCUGAAGGAGACUUGUCAGAAUCACCGGCUGGUGUUACAGCAGAGCCAGCAGACAGUCGAGGCUCAAGUCCUGCAGUUCCUUCAAAAUGGAUGGAGACUCCACGUUGGUCCUUAAUAAAAAAAAAGUCCAGUAAAGUCAGCCGGUGAGCACCACUUAGCCUAAUUAUGUGUACUAUACAUUCCUUUAAAUAAGCUCAGGGUGUUGGACGCUCAGUUAUGUUGUGAUUUAACCACAUGAUGCACAUUUUGUGUUGUUUUUGCGUCCACCGUUGUGCUUGGACACCUGCAACUUUAACAUUUGACCACUAUGGUUGCCACGCUUGGCUGUAAGGUGACUUUAUAUAGCUGUAAAUAGCAUUUAUAUCUUACUAUGAAUACACUCUUGAAGAAAAUCAUAAGACCGUGUUGGAAACUACAAUUACAUUUUGGGCUGGUGGACUGUAACAGGCUUGUAAAUAAUAUUGUAAAUAAGAAGAAUCAAGAGACUGUUACAGCAGGGGUCACCAACCUUUUUGGAACCAAGAGCUACUUCUUGGGUACUGAUUAAUGCAAAGGGCUACCAGUUUGAUACACACUUAAAUAAAUGGCCAGAAAUAGCCAAUUUGCUCAAUUUACCUUUAACUCUGUUAUUAUUCAUAUUUAAUGAUAUUUAUCUUUGUGGAAACACUGAUCAUCUUAAUGAUUUCUCACAAAUGUAUAUUUUUGAUGACAUGUUUUAAAUAGGUUCAAAUCCAAUCUGCACUUUGUUAGAAUAUAUAACAAAUUGGACCAAGCUAUAUUUCUAACAAAGACGAAUCAUUAUUUCUUUUAGAUUUUCCGGAACAACAUUUUUUAAAAGAAAUUCAAAAGACUUUGAAAUAUGAUUUAAAUUUAAUUCUACAGAUUUUCUAGAUUUGCCAGAAUGUUUUUUUUUUAUUUUAAUCAUAAGUUUGAAGAAAUAUUUCACAAAUAUUCUUUGUCGAAAAAACAGAAGCUAAAAUGAAGAAUUAAAUUAAAAUGUAUUUAUUUUACAAUAAAAAAAAUAAAUUGACUCGAACAUUGAUUUAAAUUGCCAGGAAAGAAGAGAAAGGAAUUUAAAAGGUAAAAAGGUUCAUGUGUUUAAAAAUCCUAAAAUCAUUUUAAAGGUUGUAUUUUUACUCUAAAAUUGUCUUUCUGAAAGUUAUAAGAAGCAAAGUAAAAAAAAAAAAAUGAAUUUAUUCAAACAAGUGAAGACCAAGUCUCUAAAAUAUUUGAUUGUAUUUUCAAAUUCUAUUUGAGUUUUGUCUCUCUUAGAAUUAAAAAUGUCAAGCAAAGCGAGACCAGCUUGCUAGUAAAUAAAUAAAAUUAAAAAAAUAGAGGCAGCUCACUGGUAAGUGCUGCUAAAAGACUCUUCUGGUCCUUACGAGCUACCUGGUGCCCACGUUGGUGACCCCUGUCGUACAGGAAUCGGCAAUAUCAGGCAAACUGUAUUUAAACUCCCCUGCUGAUCAAAAGCUUAAAGGAAAACUGCACCUUUUUUUUUUAAUGUUGCCUAUGGUUUACAAUAAUGAGAGACAAGAAGACAAAAGGUUUUGUUUUUUCUUUCUAACAUAAAAAUCGUCUCGUUCUCAGUGGGCAGCAAUGCAGCUAAAGAGAGCAAAUAAUUGUACCUCAAAAUCACUUAAAAAAUGCAUAAAAAAAAAAAAAACGCCAACAAUACUUCAUUUAGGUUUUGUAACCUGUAUAAUAAUCAAACUGUAGCGAUAUUGGUAUUGUAUUAGUGAACACUAAUACAAUAACUAACAAUGUUGAGGACUGCUCAUCAAACACUUAUUUAGCACAAACCCGCAGGUGAAUGGGCUAAUUGGGAACAGGUGGGUUUCAUGAUUGGCAGCAUUAAUGUUGAAAGGUACAUACAAGUUUUGGAGUAACAUAUGUUAUCAUGGACGCCCCUGCUUAUUUCUAGCAAGACAACUCCAAGCCAUGUGUUACAACAGCGUGGCUUCAAUGUAAAAUAGUGCGGGUACUAGAUUGGCCUGCCUGUAGUCCAGACCUGUCUCCCAUUGAAAAUGUGUGACACAUUAUGAAGUCUAAAAUACCACAACGGAGACCCUGGACUGUUGAACAACUUAAGCUGUACAUCAAGCAAGAAUGGGAAAGAAUUCCACAUGAAAAGCUUCAAAAAUGUGUCUCUUCAGUUCCCAAACGUUUACAGUGUGUUGUUAAAAGGAAAGGCCGUGUAACACAGUGGUAAAAAAAUGCCCCUGUGACAACUUUUUUGCAAUGUGUCGCUGCCAUCGAAAGCUAAGAUAAUGAUUAUUUGAAAAAAAAAAAAAAAAAAAUUGUCAGUUUGAACAUUGAAUAUCUUGCCUUUGCAGUCUAUUCAAUUGAAUGUAAGUUGAAAAGGAUUUGCAAAUCAUUGUAUUCUGUUUUUAUUUCAGAAUCAGAAUCAGAAUUUACGAAUUACACAACGUGCCAACUUCACUGGUUUAGGAUUUUGUAUUUCCAAACAUUUGUUUUGCUUUUUUAUUUGUAUUUCUUGCCCAAGAAUAGAUUGCAGUUUGGAGGAAAACGUCAGUCACACUUUUUUUUUUAAAGACGAUAGUCUGAAGAAUACACAAAAACAGGUGCUAAAAGAGGAAAAAUUUGGGUUUUGCAUAAUAGAACACCUUUACAGCUUUUGAUCAGCCAAUUAACUACCGGUUUGACCUCAAAUGCAGUUUUAAAGGCCUACUGAAAUGAGAUUUUCUUAUUUAAACGGGAAUAGCAGGUCCAUUCUAUGUGUCAUACUUGAUCAUUUCGCCAUAUUGCCAUAUUUUUGCUCGAAGGAUUUAGUAGAGAAAAUCGACGAUAAAGUUCGCCCAUUUUGGUACUUCCUGAAAAAGCCUCGCCUUUACCGAAAGUCGCAGACGAUGGCGUCACAUGUUGAUGGCUCCUCAUAUAUUCACAUUGAUUUUAAUGAGAGUCUCCAACAAAAACAGUUAUUCGGACCGAGAAAACGACUAUUUCCCCAUUAAUUUGAGCGAGGAUGAAAAAUUCAUGUUUGAGGAUAUUGAUAGCGACAGACUAGAAAAAGAAAAAACGCAAUAGCAUUGGGACGUAUUCCGAUGUUUUUAAAGACAUUUACUAGGAUAAUUCUGGGAAAUCCCUUAUCUUUCUUUUGUGUUGCUAGUGUUUUAGUGAGGUAAAUAGUACCUGGUAGUCGGAAGGGUGUCUCCACGGCCGGGUGUUGACGCGCAGUGUCUCAGGCGAGUCGACGGCAGCUAUGGACGGCACAAGCUCAGCUUUUCUCCGGUAAGAACUGACUUUUUAACCACAAUUUUCUCACCGAAACCUGCUGGUUGACAUUUGGUCUGGAUCCAUGUCUGCUUGACCGUGCUGUGAUCCAUAGUAAAUUUUCACCUCCGGGAAUUUUAAACAAGGAAUCACCGUGUGUUUGUGUGGCUAAAGGCUAAAGCUUCCCAACUCCAUCUUUCUACUGUGACUUCUCCAAGAUUAAUUGAACAAAUUGCAAAAGAUUCAGCAACACAGAUGUCCAAAAUACUGUGUAAUUAUGCCGUUAAAGCAGACGACUUUUACCUGUGUGUGUGUGUGUAGCGCUCACACUUCCUAAAACCCUGUGACGUCACGCGUACACGUCGUCAUUACACGUUUUCUAGACGAAACUCCCGGAGACUUUAACAUUUUAAUUUAGUAAACUAAAAAAGCCGUAUUGUUCAUAUUUCAUCAUUGAUGUAUAAACUAUCAGACUGUGUGGUGGGUAGUAGUGGCUUUCAGUAGGCCUUUAAAUAAAUUGGAGCAUCUCUAUUUUGCCUCUUGCUUCUCCUUUUUGCAUCACGAUUCUCUACGUAGCUACAAUUCGGUUACAAUCCACCAGUUCAAAAUGCGAUUUUAAGAUUUUUGUUCAGGAGUGUAUCCCCAAUAAUAACAAUCCUGACUGUUGUGUAUUUCGAAGGACACGAACACUGCCUAUUUACUGUGCCACAGUGUCUUGCGUACUUGCAUGAUUUUGGAAAGAUUUGUGCGUUUUACUCAUUCUGCAGUGGUGGGCUUUUCACCCAAUUAUUUUUCUGUGUAGUUGUCGGUACGUAUUAGUAUCAAACUGUAUUGACUUUCCUUUAUGCUGGCGUUAUUAUGCUGUAAAAUGGAAUGAAAUAAAAGACUGUAGCAGCCA